Molecule: messenger RNA, 1971 nt
Organism: Salpingoeca rosetta
Lineage: Eukaryota; Choanoflagellata; Craspedida; Salpingoecidae
Exons: 5
Coding region: 142-1725 (527 amino acids)
Source: RefSeq, a predicted model, not a curated record
GCGUGACCGUUUUCUUUUCGAAGCACAGAGAAUAACGCACAGCAGCAGUGGCAGCAGUUGGUUCGCUGUGUGGCGCGUGGUCAUUUACCCACAACCACUUCUACCCUCAACUCUCCCCCCUCGCGAACCAGAGUCGCAGCCAUGAAGUUCCUUAUUGCCGCCGCCGUCUUGGCCCUGGCGGUUGCCUCUGCCCAAGGCACCCCCUAUCCCGAGUGCCCGAGUGAUGUGGUCGACCAAGCAAGCUGCGAAGCCAAGUGUCCGACGUGCAGCUUUUGUUCAUUUCAGCAGUUCAACGGUCAGAGCGCCUGCCACUGCGGCGAGCUCACGAACAACGAGCCAACGUACGCCUGCGAGCCGGCAUACAACGACGAUGAACCAAUGAACGACUCUCCGUCCUACCCCGAGUGCCCCAACACCAUCCUUGACCAGGCGAGCUGCGACGCACAGUGCCCGUCUUGCUUCUCGUGCUUCUACAUGGACACCCCUGCGGGCCCGACCUGUUUCUGCAUCAUGUCGCAGAACGACGCUGAUCCCGAGUUUGGCUGCCAACCAGUGUACUCCAUGGACGAUGACUUCUUUGGUGGCCAUGAUGAUGACAUCGCGUAUUCCGACCCUUGCCCGAGCAGCGUCGUUGACCAGAGCAGCUGCCGGGCUGCAAUGUGCCCGGAUGGAAGCUGCGAAUUCUGUGAAUUCAUGCCCAACUUCGGUUGCCUGUGCAGCGGCAAUAGCACCGAGGACGUGUCCGUCUGCUCCAUCGAUGCUCCCGCCGUUCACAUGAACCAGUGCCCCUCCACAAUCUCGGGCGCAGGGGACUGCUACACCGGGUGCCCCCACUGCGACUCCUGCACGUUUGUUGUUGGCCGAGGCUGCGCGUGCAGCAAGAACGAUGUCCUCAAGUUCACGUGCGGCGACGUGCCCGAGAGCGGCUUCGGUGAUGACGACUUUGGCGGCCUCUUCCCCGGCAUGGAUGCUGGCGCCUACCGCACCUUUGCAAUCGAAUUCCUCGUGACGCAGCUUGGCGCGCAGUGCCGUGAUCCCCUUAACAAGGCACUCACCACGGACCUCGUCAAGUGCUUGACCGAGGGUGAAGUCCCAGACUUUGAGUUCGACUUUGAGGACUCGGCGUCCAUUGACACUAUGUGUGGCAACCGCUGCAUCAGCCAGUUCUUCCGCGGUGUCUCAAUCCUCGAUGAAGCUGGUUGCCUCGCCGCUCUCCCGGCAGACGAUGACGACGACCUUGCGUCCUUUUUCGAAGAUGACCAGGACGACUACGACGACGGCGAUGAUGGCGACCUCAUUUCCGGCAUUGAGGACGUGCGCGAAUUCAUGCCGCUGGCAGGCGCCGUCUGCACCAAGUCCAGCAGCAACAAGCAGUACUGCGGCAAGAUGGUGCCCUACCUCGACCGAGCCUUGUCAAGCCCUGGCAACGUCACAGCGGAUGACUGCCGCGCCAUCAUUGGCUAUGGCGCAUGCCUCGGCACCUUCCGUGCUGCCGUUACCGAACACCCCACCCUGUUUAGUAGCGAUGAUGAUGACAACGGCAUUGACGCUGACAACUUUGUUGCCCAGCUCGAGAGCCUGUGCCGCGCCCAGAACGUGACGGGCAUCACGGAGGCCGCUUCUGCCACGGAGGCCCCCUCCUCCCUCGCCAGCAGCUCAGCCACGUCCGUGUCUGGCAUCGUUGCCUUUGUUGCUGCCGCCGUUGUCGCCGCACUCCUGGCCUAAGCGCCUGAGAAACCAACCCGUGUUUGUGUGUGUGUGAGUGUGUGUGUGUGUGUUUGUGUGUUUGUGUGCGUGUGUGUUGUUCAUCCUCCUAGAAGUGUCUGCAGCGGCUUUGUGCACUUGCCGCGAAGCACUGCUUGUUGAACGACAAAACUCCUACAAACGCCGUGGUGAAUGCACCCUUGCUUCCAUCUCACACCGCUUGCGCAAACCUCCUACCCAAUAAAUCUGUGUGCACCAGCUCAACCU